This is a messenger RNA of Mus musculus (house mouse), 11175 nucleotides long. It is a transcript of the gene Fry, whose product is annotated as FRY microtubule binding protein. Gene Ontology annotation, cellular component: spindle pole; cytoplasm; centrosome. Gene Ontology annotation, biological process: cell morphogenesis. The coding region runs from base 908 to 9847 and encodes 2979 amino acids. The transcript has 65 exons. Lineage: Eukaryota; Metazoa; Chordata; Mammalia; Rodentia; Muridae. The record is from RefSeq and is a predicted model, not a curated record.
UUGACAGUGGCGGUCGCCCGGCAGCCGAGCGGGCGCAGCGGCGGAGCGCAGCGCGGCGCGGUGCGGCGCGGGCAACGGGGAGGGCGCAAUUCGGCGGCCCUGGGUGAAACAGCUGGCGGCAGCGGUGCGAUGCUGCGGGUGUCCCCGGGCUCUGGCAUCGCGCCCUCUUCCUAAGAAUGUGUCGAAGCAAGCAAGUGCAGGAUGGACCACUAUCCAAAUGUCUAAAGUACCCUGUGAAGCAAACACUGUGAGCCAUACAAUGGGAACAGUAGAGAGAUUCAAGAGAGAAACUUUAGGAAUGACAUUGAGCCAAAAGAGAAGUGAGCCCAGAGGGAAAGAGAAGUGAAACUCUUUGGAAAUCCAAGGUAGGAGGUCACAAGAUGUGAACUGGAAAGCAUCUCCAUACAGAACUGAAGUGAAGGAUUGAAACAGUUGCAUUAUUGGGUGAAGGAGAUACAGCAGGAGGCUGCGCUGCACCCUCUGGGGAAGCAGGAAACCAGUCCAGCCAGAUCGUGUUGAAGGGAAACCAGAGCCAUUUAAUUAUGCACAGAAUUGACAGUUCCAGGUUGAACUGAAGAAACUAAGCUGAUUGAAUCAGCCCAGAACACUGUGUAUAAAACAGGACAAGGAACUGAGCAACCGGCUUUCUCAAACAACAAAGAACAAGUUAAACUCAUCUCAAAAUGAAUUUAAAUCAUUGAGACGGAGCAGCCUGCCACUUGAACUUCCCAUCGGAAAUCACGUUAAAGGAAAACUUCAAAGAAACAUCAAAAACCUGGAACCUUUUCACCUGAGGCGCCCCAAAAAGAGACCGUCCAUAUUCCCAGCUUCUCCAGUUGGCAACGGUUACAUCAAACCUCCAGUCCCACCUGCUUCUGGCACGCACAGGGAGAAAGGACCACCGGCCAUGUUGCCGAUCAAUGUGGACCCAGACAGCAAGCCAGGAGAGUAUGUCCUCAAGAGUUUGUUUGUGAACUUCACCACUCAGGCCGAGCGUAAGAUUCGAAUCAUCAUGGCAGAGCCUUUGGAAAAGCCAUUGACGAAGUCUCUGCAGCGUGGAGAAGACCCCCAGUUUGAUCAGGUCAUCAGCUCUAUGAGCUCCCUCUCUGAGUACUGCCUGCCCUCCAUCCUGCGAACACUCUUCGACUGGUACAAAAGGCAAAACGGCAUUGAGGACGAGUCACACGAAUACAGGCCACGAACAAGCAAUAAGUCCAAAAGUGAUGAACAGCAGCGAGACUAUUUAAUGGAGAGACGGGACCUUGCCAUUGAUUUCAUCUUUUCUUUAGUGUUAAUAGAAGUCUUGAAACAGAUCCCCCUUCAUCCUGUAAUUGACAGCUUAAUACAUGAUAUUAUUAACUUGGCUUUCAAGCACUUUAAAUACAAAGAAGGGUACCUGGGUCCCAACACUGGCAAUAUGCACAUUGUGGCUGAUCUGUAUGCUGAGGUCAUCGGAGUGCUGGCCCAAGCCAAGUUCCCUGCUGUCAAGAAGAAGUUCAUGGCAGAGCUGAAAGAGCUACGGCACAAAGAGCAGAGCCCCUAUGUGGUGCAAAGCAUCAUCAGCUUGAUAAUGGGGAUGAAAUUCUUCCGAAUUAAGAUGUACCCCGUGGAGGACUUCGAGGCGUCCCUCCAGUUCAUGCAGGAAUGCGCGCAUUACUUUCUGGAGGUCAAAGACAAAGACAUCAAGCAUGCCUUGGCUGGGCUCUUUGUAGAAAUCCUUGUCCCGGUGGCCGCUGCUGUCAAAAAUGAAGUCAACGUCCCCUGCCUCAGGAACUUUGUGGAGAGCCUGUACGAUACGACGUUGGAACUCUCCUCUCGGAAAAAGCAUUCCUUGGCCUUAUACCCACUGGUGACCUGUCUCCUCUGUGUCAGUCAGAAGCAGCUGUUCCUCAACAGGUGGCAUGUUUUCCUCAACAACUGCUUGUCCAACCUUAAGAAUAAAGACCCCAAAAUGGCUCGCGUUGCCUUGGAAUCUCUCUACAGAUUACUGUGGGUUUACAUGAUUCGAAUCAAAUGUGAAAGCAACACGGCCACUCAGAGCCGACUCAUAACCAUCACCACCACGCUUUUCCCCAAAGGGUCCCGCGGCGUGGUACCCAGGGAUAUGCCUCUGAAUAUCUUUGUGAAGAUUAUCCAGUUCAUCGCCCAGGAACGUCUGGACUUUGCAAUGAAGGAAAUUAUUUUUGACUUUCUCUGUGUGGGAAAACCAGCCAAAGCUUUCAGUCUCAACCCAGAGAGAAUGAACAUCGGUUUGCGGGCGUUCCUGGUGAUUGCUGAUAGCCUACAACAAAAGGAUGGCGAGCCGCCCAUGCCAGUGACGGGAGCCGUGCUCCCCUCAGGAAACACCCUGAGAGUGAAGAAGACAUACUUGAGUAAAACACUCACUGAGGAGGAAGCCAAAAUGAUAGGAAUGUCCUUGUAUUACUCUCAAGUCCGCAAGGCCGUAGGCAAUAUCUUAAGGCACCUUGAUAAAGAAGUGGGGCGGUGCAUGAUGCUGACCAACGUCCAGAUGCUAAACAAAGAGCCGGAAGAUAUGAUCACGGGCGAGAGAAAGCCCAAGAUAGAUCUCUUCAGGACCUGUGUUGCCGCGAUUCCUCGCCUGUUGCCUGAUGGGAUGUCCAAACUUGAACUUAUUGACUUGCUAGCCAGACUCUCUAUUCAUAUGGAUGACGAACUGCGCCACAUUGCACAGAACUCUCUUCAGGGACUACUGGUUGACUUCUCUGACUGGAGGGAAGACGUCCUGUUCGGCUUCACGAACUUCCUGCUCCGGGAAGUAAAUGACAUGCAUCACACCCUCCUGGACUCCUCCCUAAAGUUGCUUCUGCAGUUGCUCACCCAGUGGAAACUGGUCAUACAGACACAGGGAAGAGCCUACGAACAAGCCAACAAGAUCAGAAACUCAGAGCUCAUUCCCAACGGCUCCAGCCACCGUAUGCAGUCAGAACGAGGCCCGCACUGCAGUGUCCUCCAUGCUGUGGAAGGCUUCGCUCUCGUCUUGCUCUGCAGCUUCCAGGUGGCCACACGCAAGCUGUCGGUGCUGAUACUCAAGGAGAUCCGAGCUCUCUUCCUGGCCCUGGGUCAGCCCGAGGACGAUGACAGGCCAAUGAUUGAUGUCAUGGAUCAGCUGAGUUCUUCCAUUCUUGAAAGCUUCAUUCAUGUGGCAGUUUCAGAUUCGGCAACACUACCUCCGACCCACAAUGUAGAUCUCCAGUGGUUGGUGGAAUGGAACGCGGUCCUGGUCAACAGCCAUUACGAUGUGAAGAGCCCCUCCCACGUCUGGAUCUUCGCGCAAUCUGUCAAAGACCCCUGGGUCCUGUGCCUCUUCAGCUUCCUCCGUCAGGAAAACUUGCCGAAGCAUUGCCCCACGGCCCUCAGCUAUGCCUGGCCUUACGCCUUCACCCGGCUGCAGUCCGUGAUGCCGCUGGUAGACCCAAACAGCCCAGUCAACGCCAAGAAAACCAGCACAGCGAGCAGCGGAGACAACUAUGUUACCUUGUGGAGAAAUUACCUCAUUCUCUGUUUCGGAGUUGCCAAGCCCAGUAUUAUGAGCCCAGGACACUUACGAGCAUCCACUCCUGAGAUAAUGGCAACGACUCCCGACGGUACAGUGAGCUACGAUAACAAGGCCAUUGGCACACCAUCAGUGGGCGUCCUGCUGAAACAGUUGGUGCCUUUGAUGAGGCUGGAAAGCAUUGAAAUCACAGAGUCCCUUGUUUUAGGAUUUGGAAGAACAAAUUCCCUUGUUUUCAGAGAAUUGGUUGAAGAACUCCAUCCAUUAAUGAAGGAGGCUCUAGAGAGAAGACCAGAGAACAAGAAACGCCGAGAACGGAGAGAUUUGCUGAGGCUUCAGCUGCUUCGGAUAUUCGAACUUCUGGCAGACGCUGGCGUGAUAAGUGACAGCACAAAUGGAGCUUUAGAACGAGACACCUUAGCGCUUGGAGCUUUGUUCUUGGAAUACGUGGACUUGACCCGCAUGCUCUUAGAAGCUGAAAAUGACAAAGAGGUCGAAAUUCUUAAAGACAUCCGAGCACAUUUUAGCGCCAUGGUUGCCAACUUGAUCCAGUGUGUUCCAGUUCAUCACAGAAGAUUUCUCUUCCCCCAGCAAAGCCUACGGCACCAUCUCUUCAUCUUGUUCAGCCAGUGGGCUGGCCCCUUCAGCAUCAUGUUUACACCUCUGGAUCGGUACAGUGACCGAAACCACCAGAUAACGAGAUACCAGUACUGUGCUCUAAAGGCAAUGUCGGCAGUGCUGUGCUGUGGCCCUGUAUUUGACAAUGUCGGCCUCUCUCCGGACGGCUAUCUGUAUAAGUGGCUCGACAAUAUUCUGGCUUGUCAAGAUUUACGAGUUCAUCAGCUUGGCUGUGAGGUCGUCAUGUUGCUACUGGAACUUAAUCCUGACCAGAUAAACCUUUUCAAUUGGGCCAUCGACCGAUGUUACACAGGAUCCUACCAGCUUGCUUCCGGCUGCUUCAAAGCCAUAGCGACUGUGUGCGGAAACAGGAACUAUCCCUUCGACAUAGUGACACUGCUGAACCUUGUUCUCUUCAAGGCCUCUGACACCAACAGAGAGAUUUACGAAGUCUCCAUGCAGCUCAUGCAGAUCCUCGAAGCAAAGCUUUUUGUGCACUCCAAAAAGGUUGCGGAACAAAGACCUGGCAGUAUUCUAUACGGAACACAUGGACCGCUGCCACCUCUCUACAGUGUGUCGCUAGCCCUUCUGUCGUGUGAGCUGGCCCGGAUGUACCCCGAGCUCACUCUUCCCCUCUUCUCAGAGGUGAGCCAGAGAUUCCCCACGACACACCCAAAUGGACGGCAGAUCAUGCUCACCUACCUGUUGCCAUGGCUACACAACAUUGAACUGGUGGACAGCAGACUCCUCCUCCCGGGGUCCAGUCCCAGCAGUCCUGAGGAUGAGGUCAAGGACCGAGAAGGAGAAGUGACUGCCUCUCAUGGACUAAAAGGGAAUGGCUGGGGCUCUCCGGAAGCUACCUCUCUGGUCCUGAAUAACCUCAUGUACAUGACAGCCAAGUAUGGAGAUGAAGUCCCAGGAGCAGAAAUGGAGAACGCUUGGAACGCUCUGGCCAACAAUGAGAAGUGGAGCAACAACCUGAGGGUCACACUGCAGUUCCUCAUCAGCCUGUGCGGGGUCAGCAGCGACACCAUCCUCCUGCCCUAUAUUAAAAAGGUGGCAACCUACCUGUGUCGGAAUAACACCAUCCAGACUAUGGAAGAGCUUCUCUUUGAGCUGCAGCAGACAGAGCCAGUGAACCCCAUCGUCCAGCACUGUGACAACCCACCUUUCUAUCGAUUCACGGCCAGCAGCAAAGCCUCAGCAGCUGCUUCAGGAACCACCUCCAGCAGUAACACUGUGGUCGCCGGCCAGGACAGUUUCCCAGACCCUGAGGAGAGCAAGAUACUGAAAGAAUCCGAUGACAGGUUUAGCAAUGUGAUCCGAGCCCACACUCGCCUGGAGUCAAGAUACAGCAACAGCUCGGGAGGCUCGUAUGAUGAGGAUAAAAAUGAUCCCAUCUCUCCCUACACCGGCUGGUUGUUAAGUAUUACGGAAGCCAAGCAGCCACAGCCCUUACCCAUGCCGUGCAGUGGAGGAUGCUGGGCCCCCUUGGUCGACUACCUCCCAGAGACCAUCACUCCGAGGGGGCCGCUGCACAGGUGUAAUAUUGCUGUGAUCUUUAUGACUGAGAUGGUGGUGGAUCACAGCGUGAGGGAAGACUGGGCUCUUCAUCUUCCAUUGUUACUUCAUGCUGUCUUUUUGGGUUUGGACCAUUAUCGGCCAGAAGUCUUCGAGCACAGCAAAAAGCUGCUGCUUCACCUCCUCAUCGCCCUCUCUUGCAACAGUAACUUUCACGCCAUUGCCUCUGUACUCCUGCAGACCCGCGAGAUGGGGGAAGCGAAGACACUAACCAUGCAGCCAGCUUACCAGCCGGAGUAUCUCUACACUGGCGGCUUUGACUUCCUGAGAGAGGAUCAGUCAUCCCCAGUGCCAGACUCUGGCCUCAACUCCAGUUCCACCUCCUCCAGCAUCAGUCUGGGGGGCAGCAGCGGGAACCUCCCACAGAUGACCCAAGAGGUGGAAGAUGUCGAAGCAGCCACUGAAACGGACGAGAAGGCCAGCAAGCUCAUCGAGUUUCUGACGACCAGGGCAUUCGGGCCACUUUGGUGCCACGAAGACAUCACACCCAAAAACCAGAACUCCAAGAGUGCUGAGCAACUCUCUAAUUUCCUGCGUCACGUUGUCUCUGUGUUUAAGGAUUCCAGAUCAGGUUUCCAUCUGGAGCAGCAUCUGAGCGAGGUUGCGCUGCAAACUGCUCUUGCAAGCUCUUCCAGGCACUAUGCAGGCCGGUCUUUCCAGAUCUUCCGGGCCCUCAAACAACCUCUAUCAGCGCAUGCCCUGUCUGACCUCCUGUCCAGAUUGGUGGAGGUGAUCGGAGAGCAUGGUGAUGAGAUUCAGGGAUAUGUGAUGGAAGCGCUCCUGACCCUGGAGGCCGCUGUGGAUAACUUGUCGGACUGCUUGAAGAACAGUGACCUCUUCACAGUGUUAUCUCGUUCUUCAUCGCCAGACCUAAGCUCCAGCAGUAAACUGACAGCGAGCAGGAAAAGCACCGGACAGCUGAACGUCAAUCCCGGGACUCCUGGCAGCGGCGGAGGCGGCGGCGGCAGCGGCAACACCACGACUGCAGAGCGAAGCCGGCACCAGAGAAGCUUCUCUGUGCCCAAGAAGUUCGGUGUCGUUGACCGAUCCUCAGACCCGCCUCGGAGCGCCACCCUGGACAGAAUUCAAGCUUGUACCCAACAAGGCCUUUCCUCAAAAACCAGAAGCAAUUCCUCCCUGAAGGAGAGCCUCACGGACCCGUCCCACGUAAGCCACCCCACCAACCUGCUGGCCACCAUUUUCUGGGUCACGGUGGCCCUGAUGGAGUCUGAUUUUGAGUUUGAAUACCUGAUGGCCUUACGGCUCUUGAACCGACUGCUGGCACAUAUGCCGCUGGAGAAAGCUGAGAACCGAGAAAAGCUGGAGAAACUCCAGGCGCAGCUCAAGUGGGCGGACUUCCCAGGGCUACAGCAGCUGCUCCUGAAGGGAUUCACCUCUCUCACCACCACAGACCUGACCCUGCAGCUUUUCAGCUUGCUGACAUCAGUGUCCAAAGUCCCCAUGGUGGACUCGUCCCAAGCUAUUGGAUUUCCGCUGAAUGUCUUGUGUCUCCUGCCUCAACUGAUCCAGCAUUUUGAAAAUCCCAAUCAGUUCUGUAAGGAUAUAGCUGAAAGGAUCGCUCAGGUUUGCUUGGAAGAAAAAAACCCUAAACUUUCCAACCUGGCUCACGUCAUGACCCUUUACAAAACACACAGCUACACAAGGGACUGCGCCACAUGGGUCAACGUGGUCUGUCGCUACCUUCAUGAAGCCUAUGCCGACAUCACCUUGAACAUGGUCACCUACCUGGCAGAGUUGCUGGAGAAAGGCCUCCCCAGCAUGCAGCAGCCGCUCCUGCAGGUCAUCUACAGUCUACUCAGCUACAUGGACCUCUCUGUCGUUCCUGUCAAGCAGUUUAACAUGGAAGUCCUGAAGACCAUUGAAAAAUACGUACAGAGCAUUCACUGGAGGGAAGCGUUGAAUAUCUUGAAGCUGGUUGUCUCUCGAUCGGCCAGCCUGGUAUUGCCUUCCUACCAACACAGCGACCUCUCCAAGAUAGAACUACACCGGGUGUGGACCAGCGCCUCAAAGGAACUGCCGGGCAAGACCCUGGACUUCCACUUCGACAUCUCAGAGACUCCAAUCAUUGGGAGACGGUACGAUGAACUCCAGAAUUCCUCUGGACGGGAUGGGAAGCCUAGGGCCAUGGCCGUCACCCGGAGUGCAUCCUCUACCUCCUCCGGCUCCAACUCCAAUGUCCUUGUUCCUGUGAGCUGGAAAAGACCCCAGUAUUCUCAGAAAAGAACGAAAGAGAAGCUAGUGCACGUCCUCUCUCUGUGCGGCCAGGAAGUCGGACUAAGCAAAAACCCGUCGGUGAUUUUUUCCUCGUGUGGGGACCUGGAUCUUCCGGAGCAUCAGACAAGCCUGGUGUCAUCCGAGGACGGCCCCCGGGAGCAGGAGAACAUGGAUGACACCAACAGCGAACAGCAGUUCAGAGUCUUCAGGGACUUCGAUUUCCUAGACGUGGAACUGGAGGACGGGGAGGAACUUCAGGGGGAGAGUAUGGACAACUUCAACUGGGGAGUGCGCAGGCGCUCCCUGGACAGCCUGGACAAGUGUGAUAUGCAGAUCCUGGAGGAGCGCCAGCUCUCCAGAAGUACUCCCAGCCUAAACAAGAUGAGCCACGAGGAUUCCGAUGAGUCAUCCGAGGAGGACCUCACAGCCAGCCAGAUCCUGGAACACUCAGACCUUAUCAUGAACCUCUCCCCCUCCGAGGAGGCGAAUCCCAUGGAGCUGCUGACCAGUGCCUGUGACUCCGCCCCCGCAGACCCUCAUUCCUUCAACACCAGAAUGGCAAACUUCGAGGCUUCUUUGCCUGAUAUAAAUAAUCUGCAGAUUUCAGAGGGGUCAAAGGCUGAGGCAGUCCCCGAAGAGGAGGACACCACCGUGCACGAAGAUGAUCUCUCAAGCUCCAUCAAUGAGCUCCCAGCAGCGUUUGAAUGCAGCGACAGCUUCAGCCUGGAUAUGACGGAGGCGGAGGAGAAAGGAAAUCGGGGCCUGGACCAGUACACUCUCGCCAGCUUCGGAGAAGGUGACAGGGGUGUGUCUCCCCCUCCCUCGCCCUUCUUCUCGGCCAUCCUUGCUGCCUUUCAGCCCGCCGCCUGUGAUGACGCCGAGGAAGCCUGGCGAAGCCACAUUAACCAGCUCAUGUGUGACUCAGACGGCUCCUGUGCUGUGUACACAUUUCAUGUGUUCUCCUCUCUGUUUAAGAAUAUUCAAAAGAGGUUCUGCUUCCUAACCUGUGAUGCAGCCAGUUACCUUGGAGAUAACCUCCGGGGAAUCGGGUCCAAAUUUGUCAGCUCUUCCCAGAUGCUCACCUCCUGUUCUGAAUGCCCUACGCUGUUCGUAGAUGCAGAGACUCUCCUUUCCUGUGGGCUCCUGGACAAGCUCAAGUUCAGUGUGCUGGAACUGCAAGAAUAUCUGGACACGUACAACAACAGGAAAGAGGCCACACUCUCGUGGCUUGCCAACUGUAAGGCAACGUUUGCAGGUGGCUCGAGAGAUGGAGUGAUUACCUGCCAACCCGGGGACUCGGAAGAAAAGCAAAUGGAAUCUCUUGCACAACUGGAGCUGUGUCAGAGGCUGUACAAGCUGCAUUUCCAGCUGCUCCUGCUCUAUCAAUCCUAUUGCAAGCUCAUCGGCCAGGUGCAUGAAGUGAGCUCCGUGCCCGAGCUGCUGAACAUGUCCAGAGAACUGAGUGAUCUGAAGAGGAACCUGAAAGAGGCCACUGCCGCCAUCGCCACAGACCCACUGUACAUCGAGGGGGCGUGGUCAGAACCAACCUUCACCUCCACAGAGGCGGCCAUCCAGUCCAUGCUGGAGUGCCUGAAGAACAAUGAACUUGGCAAAGCCCUGAGGCAGAUCAAAGAGUGCAGAAGCCUGUGGCCCAACGACAUCUUUGGAAGCAGUUCUGACGAUGAGGUCCAGACACUCCUGAAUAUUUAUUUCCGUCACCAGACUCUGGGACAGACGGGUACUUAUGCCCUGGUGGGGUCUAACCACAGCCUGACUGAAAUCUGCACCAAGCUCAUGGAGCUGAACAUGGAGAUCCGAGACAUGAUCCGCAGGGCCCAGAACUACCGGGUCCUCACAGCCUUCCUCCCAGACUCCAGUGUGUCUGGCACUAGUCUCUGACAGGAGCCUCCCGUCCCCCAUGGCUUCUAAGCUUGCAGUGCUGCCAUGCUGGGGCGACCUCCUUCAGUGUCUUCUCGGCCUUCGCAAGGCUUGGACGGACCAUUCCCCUCUUCUUACCUGUAGGACUUUUUCUAAAGAAGAUGACUCAACUUCCAAUGUGUAGCAAUACUGUCCAAACCGAGGCAGCCUAGGACCUCCUGAGACAGACAGACUCUACCCAUCCUGAUGUGUGGCUACCCUUCACCAAGCAAAUGCAACCAACCCACUCCUGGAGACAUGACUUCCGUUGCAUUACCAAAGCUGACCACACUGAACGACCUAGUCCUUUCUAGAGACAGUUUUAGAUUAACAAAAGUGCAAUGUUUUUCUUCACAUGAAAAAAAUUUAUAUUCUAAAGCUUGUACAUUCAUUCCCCUUUUUUCACCUAUUUUGCUUCCUUUGGGUUUUCUUUUCUUUCUCUCUCUCUCUCUCUCUCUCUCUCUCUCUCUCUCUCUCUCUCUCUUCCUUCCAUCCUUCCUCCCUCCCUUUCUUUCUUUCUUUCUUUUUUUUUUUUUUUUUUUGUGGGAUGUGUUUGUUUGGUUUAGUGAGUUGCAAAAAGGGGGCAGGCAGAAUGAAGCUGGCCACUGAAACCCUGUGAGAUGGUCAAAAGCUGACAGCCUGUGUGCUUGAAAAGGGAAUUGUAAAUGAGUUACAAUUUAAUAUACACUGUAUCUAAACCGAGGCUGCUAGAAAGUACCUUUCUGAAGUUGCUAGGCUACUGUUUCUGAAAACCCCUGAUCUCUCUGUGCCGGGAGAGAUCCAGAUGGAUUCUUUUUAAGGAUCAUGGCUGCUUUUUACAAAAAGGUUGCUUUAAUAAGCAUUAUUUAUACUAUAGAAGAAUGAGUGUCCGUUUGCAUUACCUUUGCCAUUUUGUAGAAAAGCAAAUUCUCCACAAAAGUCCCAAGUCGUUUCCUCUGUCUGCAUGCAUCCCUUAAUAGCCAUUUGGAUAGCCGGAAGUAGAGUCAUAAAGGGAAGAUAUGAGUUGCCACCUUAAGAAUGACGUCAUAUUUUAUUUGUAAUAUAUGUGUAAAGGGUCUUUCUAAAAAGUUCCUUCCUCAAACCCAACACUGUCGAGUGUUAGAUGUGGGCAUGUGAUCUGUUGCACAUCCAAAGCAUAUUCAGAGUUGAUCUAUGUAACUUAUUCACUGUGUAAAUACAUUUAAAGUUUUUGUGAUGUGAUCUCAGUUGAUAAUUCUGUUCAGAAUUGCCUUUAGAUUACAAAAAGAGAAAAAAAAAGACAUGUUGAUCAUGGAUUUUAUUUCUAGUGAAAUUAAAAUAUUUGCCUUUGA